Messenger RNA from Babjeviella inositovora NRRL Y-12698, 732 nucleotides. RefSeq lists its product as uncharacterized. The record is from RefSeq and is a predicted model, not a curated record. The transcript has a single exon. Lineage: Eukaryota; Fungi; Ascomycota; Pichiomycetes; Serinales. The coding region runs from base 1 to 732 and encodes 243 amino acids.
AUGAAGUACUCCGCUGUUGCUUCUUUCGCCACCUUGGGUCUUGCUACCUUUGCCAACGCUGCUUCUCAAAACUUCGACAUCAUCACCAUCAAGUCCGGUUCUGACUUCCAGUAUUCCACUGUUGGUGUUAACGGUGAUACCGUUGAGAUUGUCCAAGGCAACGGCUUGGAAGGUGCGGUCCAGGACGACGGUACCUUGAAGUUGAGCGAUGGGUCUUUUAUCGUUAUCAAGGACGGGAAGCUCACCACGGGUAAGAAAGGUACCGAUGGUUUUGCCAUCUACCAGGGUUACGUCACUCACGGCGAUGACCCUUUCUAUGUUUGUCCAAACGCCGCCUUCGCCAUUGAGACUACUCAGUGUACCAACGGUACCUCUGUUGCCUUGAAGGCCCUUAAAGUUGGUUCCACAUCUGCCCAGUCUGUUCCAGACUUUACCCCUGGCUCUGGUUCUAUCUCUUCUUCCUCUUCCUCUUCUUCUUCUUCCGGCUCUUCCUCUUCCGGCUCUUCCUCUUCCGGCUCUUCCUCUUCCAACUCCACCGUUGUCACUCAGAGCCUUGAAUCCACUACCCUUGCCACCAUCACCUCUUGUGCAUCCGGUGUCACUGACUGCCCAGCCAACUCUGCCAGCUCUGCCAGCGCUUCCAUCUCUGUCUCCACCUUGACUGGUGCCGCCAAUUUGUUGAAUGGUGGUUACGCCGCUGCUGCCCUUGCCGCUGCCCUCAUCUUGGCGUAG